UGAAAAUCAAAGAUGGCGGCUAUAAUUUUCGCAAAGAAAUUUCUGAUCACUCGCUCGCCAAAAUCACGCCUGCUCUGCAGGCUAUCCGAUUGGUGGCUUAUUGUUGUUUUAUCGCGCAAAAUUCUUGAGCAUUUUUGUCACAUGAUUGGUUUUCUUAUUCUGACUCAAAACAUUGGCGUGAAUGCAUUCCAAAAUGGCGGACGACAGGGAAGACUUUUUUUUUUAAUUUAAAGGGACUUUCCCUAGACUAGAAUGCAUCACGGGAAAAACUGCUUCUGUCAUUGGAAAACGUAAACAUCGUUUUACUCUAAUUCGCGUUUGAACAGAUCUUUCCCCAAAGAUGCAUAUGCCAGAGAGUUCCAAAGGUACGUGAAAGAUUUUGGAUUUCAAUGGGAUAUGAUGCAGUUGGUUAUUUGCAAAAAUCUCGAAGAGUCGCCUGCAUAAUUAUUUCUUUGGCAGUCACAUAUAAAAUUUCGAGCUUAAUUUCGCUUUCGACUUCCUCCGUUCGAAUUUUUCCGAUGUUUUUUGCAUUUAAACUUUUAUAAUGAUGAAUAUCAGAUAGUAUCGCUCUUUAGUGCAGGAUUGGACGUCAAAAACCAAUAAUUAUAGUAACAACAUUCCAACUGGAAGGAUUACGUCCAUGUAAAACCAACCUCGUCUGAAAUGCGCCUAAUUUAUGACCAAGUUGUUUGGAGAAGUGUAAUAUCCGGUCAUAAAGAUUGAGGAAACAGGAAUUAUUCAUUAUUAUUCAAACCAAUCAUUAUUUUAUAUGUUGAUAUAUCUGUAUUUUAUUUAUUUACUUAUUUUAUUUAUUUACUUAUUUUAUUUAUUUACUUAUUUUAUUUAUUUACUUAUUUUAUUUAUUUAUUUGUUUGUUUUUCUUUUUACGGUUGGUGUGAUAUCUUAACGAUUUUACUGACCCAAUACACAUAAAUGUAAAUGUAAAUGAAAGUAUUAAGAAGGAUCUUAUAACUUGCACUCACUGAAAAUUCAUGGAAAAUUUAGAAGAAUGUUUAAGUUUUAUUGAAGGUGAUAAUUUGUGUGUUUGUUGAGUUAGCUGAUAGUAAUUGACGGUAAAGAUGGAUGAACUGGGGAUUCAAAUUUACGAAGUUCAAGCGAAAGUGAAAUUAGCUGUUUCUUCUGUACCAAGAAACAAAAUGAUUGAAGUUUGAAAUUUCGUAAACCUUAAAAUGCAAAAUGAGUUUGGUAUGAGAUUACAUCUAAACUUGUGCAUUUACAUCUAUGAAUAAGGUCGAAAAAUUUUUUGCAUAGAGUUAGAAUGAUAAGUGCAUAGAAUAGCAUCCAAGUAUUGAAUGUUUUUAUUGCAAUGUUGUUACUCUCCCACUUUCAGGAUCUUGGCCUCUGGAUUCCAGUUGUGUGCAUGAAGGUUAUGAGCUUAAAAUUUUGAAAGCUUGUCGUCAUCAUAUUACACAUCUUCUAUCAUCUGAGGUAUCACAUUUUUUUCCUGGUCCAUUUGUUCAAAUCCAAGUUGUGGUUGCACUGAUAACUGGCAACAAUGAACUGUUUGAUUGCCGCCUUGGUGCUUAUGGACCUGGACAAUUCAAAGUGGUAUGUACAUGUGCAGUGCACUAUAAUAUGUAAAUUGUCUAGCAUAUGUAAUAAAGGUAUAAGUAAAGGACUCAAAAAAACACUUGUAGUUAUCCUAGAUAACUGGAGGAUAAAAUGUGUGGAAAUUCCUCUCAUGAUCUAAAAUUGCAACCAGCUGUAGUCUGCCAUGAAAGUGAAAAUUAUGAUGCAUUAAAUAUGAUGAAAAUGCCUUUUCUCUUCAUGAAACAGGAUUUUCUAUUACUGUGUAACUUUUUCUUUUAAUAGAGUGCCACCUUUUAAUAUUCAGACAGCAACUAGUAAUGUGCAUCAUUGGGAAUUGAGUCUUCAAAGUGAUUCUAUUGGCCUGAGUGCUCUAUUUUGUCAAGAAUUAUGAACAAUUUGCCCAAAAAAUCAUAGUUAGUCAGUCAUAAGCCCCUAGGGUACUGAGUGAGGGUAUUUUAUCACAAUUGUCAUCAGUCUGUUCUGUUGCUUGCACUUUUUUGGACUUGCUUUCAUGUAUUUAUUGGACUACCCUAUCACUAAGGGAAUAGUUUUGUAGUCUGUGUACAAUCUAAUAAAAAGUCUGAUAAUCCUUUACAUGCACUGGUAUUUUGUUUACAGUCAAAAGUACAGUUUCCGCUUAGUAACCUUAACUGGCAGUUUAGACUGACUGCAGCACAGGCUAAAUAAUUGAAAAAAAUUGAAGAAAAUCAGCUGUAUCUGAGCUUCAAGGUUGUUCAAUUAUCAGUCAUAAUUGUCAGUUAUCAGACGUCAGACGUCAAUUGUGUUGUUCCCUUAUUUGUUCUUCAUUUCUCCUCAAGAGCUCAGGCAAGAGCUUGUUUUUCAUUACCCAGGGGUCAAUUGUCAAGCCUGCAUUAGAUGUCAAUACUAACUCAUUUUCCUUACUUUCCGGAUGCAACAGCUAGCUUUCACAAUUUAAACAGUUCUAUUUCUUUCAAGCUCAGAAAGAAAAUAAGAGUUGUGGGCAUUUACCCAUACAUCAAAUCCCUGUAUGUGAUACAAAAGUGGAGGGCAUACCACAUGCUUCAAAGCUAUUUCAAUCAGUAAUAGGUGCUGUCACAUAAACAGAGGGCAAAGCAAACCUGCUGUGUAUGAAAUUUCAAAGAAUAGCAAUUUUCAAAAACUUGAAAGUUAGUUUGGCCUUUUUAACACUGUAUUAAUUUAUCAAGUUGAACUUAGUUGGUAAACUUUGCUUCCCAGUUUCUAGUCCUUGUUUCUGUAGUAAUUUUCACUCACAUUAUGUAGUCUCUAUGACUGUAAAAAACACUUGUUUGUAACUGCAUCACAGUAUUGCUGUAGGCUGGCAGAUAAAUUAUUAAAGCAUUAUGUCUGGCACACAAAAGGAUUUUUUUUCCUGUGGCAGCAACAUUUUACAAUAAUAAAUUGGUGUGUUCAAAGAAAUUGCACAAAUUGUGUCACAGGAGGUGAGCUGCAAAUGAAAGUCUUAAAGUUUAACACAAAUUACUCUAUCACACAAAGAAACUGAUCCGCUCACAGUUCUGGUGUUGCACUGGUAUUGCAGAGGUCAUGGGUUCAAAUCCUGACAUGCCUGAAUUUUUUUCAGGCCUUAUUUCUGCUACUGUUUAUUAAUAAGUAGUUUAAAGAUUGCCGUUUAUAUAUACGUGUUGAAUGAUUUUCUUAUAUUCAUAGAAAACAUAUCUGCAAUUUGUUAAGUCCAUUGGAGAUUUUAUUUUCAUCACUUAGAAUUAUCGUCACUCAUACUAACAACAGUAAUUUCAAAAAGUGUUCAAAUAAUCCAAGACAGCAUUUUUUUGUUGUGUAUUGUUGUGUUUUGUGCAUAGUUUCUUCAGUGUAAGAAAUUCUCACUAACCCUCCUCUUCAUGCACCUAAUUCACGUCAUGCAUUUUAGCAAGAAAAUAUAUAACUUAGAAUUGAAUCAAAAGAUACAUUCCAGAAGAAGAGCUUGAAAUAGACUUUCCUCAUCUUCCAAGAGAGCAAAGAAUGAUUAAUUUGGCAGUGUGAACAAUAUAGCUACCUUUGUCUUUACUGUCAGCCUACAGCCUAAUAUUUUCUUUACCAGUAGUAAUCCAAACGAGGUUGAAUUUACAAUGAAUGAAGAGAUUAAGUUAGUUUUUAAAUACUGUGCUAUUAAUAAGUUAUCUAUAAAUUUUAAGAACACUAAUUAUAUGCUAAUAACAUCAUCAAAGAAAAAAAUACAUUUAGAUAUCCACAAUAUUGAUUGCAAAAGCUAUAUGAAGUAUCUAGGUAUAUACCUUGAUGAGCAUCUACAGUGGAAAUCACAAAUUCAACAUGUUAAUAAUAAAUUAGCAAAGAACGUAGGGAUAAUUAAUAAGCUAAGACACUAUCUUGAUUUUCAAAUGCUCAAACAGUUAUAUUAUACCCCUAUUUAUCCAUACUUAAACUAUGCUCUUGCCUGCUGGGGUGCUGCUUACAAAACUAGAUUAAAUAAAAUCUUCACUAAGCAGAAUAGAUGUAUACGAAGUAUGUUCUUUGCUCAUGACAGAGAACAUGUCAACCCCUAUUUAUAAUCUUCUUGGAAUCUUGAAACUUGAAAAUAUUUAUACUCAGACUAAAAGUAUCACUUUUUACAUAUAAACUUCAGAAUAACAAAAGUAACACCCCAGCUGUACUACUGAAUAUUCUCACACCUGCAUCAGAGAUUCACUCAUAUAAUAUCAGGUAUGUUGCAAAUCAAACCUUCUUUAAGCCAUCAGUAUGCACUAAUUAUGGUAUGUCUACAUUUAAGUUCUCUGCAAUAAAAAUCUGGGAAUCUGUACCACCUGAAUUUAAACAUUUUCCAUACAUGCUAUUCAAAAAGCAGUAUAAAAGAUUCUUAUUGAGUACUCAAAACUGACCAUAGUUAAACUGUUAGCAAUAUAAGAUAAUGCUUCACAAUCCUUUUAUUAUAACUUGCAUUUAUGUAAUACUAUGUCUUUCUUCUCUUAUGAUAACAAUAUUGUCUUUAAUGUAACUAUUAAGUUAAAUUAUACUUAAAAUGCAGCCAACCCCAACUCAUAUCUACACAUGACAGUGAGCAUGAUUAACAUGACACUGUGCACGGUUAAAUAUUCUUUCUUCUUGUUAAUUUCUGUUUGUAUUUUUUCUAUAUCAUUGUAAAUCAUGCUAUGUUAAGUUAUUUUUUCUGUAAACAGUCAAAAUAAUAAAGUAUGUGUGAGUGUGAGUACAAAGACUGCGUAGUGUUGUUUAGUGAUUAUUGAAGCUGAUCUCUCCAUUGAAGGUAGCUCUAGCAGAUUUCCAAUACAUCUACUUGCCUUCAUCCACAAUGGUGGCAAUAGCCAAGGACCAUGCACAUGAAGGACCCUUUAAAUGUAGCCUUAUCCUGUAAAUUAUUGAAGACAUGAGGAGACAAAAUCAUGCUGUAGAUUCUGCUUGAAGAAAAGAGUGUGUUUUUUUAAAAGAAUCAUCAACAAAUUGGAAAGAUGGAGAGCAACAGAACUCAGCAACCAGUUCUGCUGGGAAAUUUGAAAAAGUUCCUCCACUUUUUCAGAAACUUAGACAUCUCAUAGUGCAAUUGCAUCACCAUGACACCUUUCCCUUAAGUUGCAAUAUUUCUAUUCCUGUGUGGUUUCCAAAUCAGUGUUUAUCUCAAGUCUCGCUAAGUCAUUUAACCCCUAUUGAAUAUUGUUAUAUAAGCAGAUAUGCAAGCCUUUAAUUUGAUCUUGCCAUUAUUUUAUAGCUAACAUUUUUUCAGUGGUUUCAUAUGCCAGUGUUAUAUGCAAAAUUUUUCUUAACUGGGGCUAUGUUUGGCUCUUUUUGGUGCUUUGCAAAUCAUGGAGCAUAUUUGUAGAAGAGGAAAGGACUAACUAAACAAGUUUAUAUAAAGUUUGGAUCUAAUAUUCCUGGACCUUGCAGAUAAUGGGAGUUCAUUCUUUUAAUGUAAAGUAGAUAUGAUUUUCAGAGACUACUGCUGACCAAAUAAAUCUCAAUACUUUGUAGUUCUUUUUGAUUGCUUAAACCAGUGAUGGGCAGUUACUGUACUAUUACUUUUUAAAGAAGUUCAACUUAUAAACCAUUUUUUGUGCUCAUUUUGCAGAAUGGGGGACGAGGUGUGAUUGAAGCAGAAGUGAAAACAGUUGGUUGCAAUUAUUUCGUAGAAACAAUGUCCACAGACUGUAGUGGGAAUGAGCUGCCCUCCUGUGCUGGGAAUUUUUUGUUUCUCUUUCCAGCUCGCUUUCCCGCUGAGUACCAAAUUUACAUUAAGUUCAGAGCAUUAACUGGAGAAUUGCUGGAUGCAAUUCCUUUGCCCAUUUUGACCCAUCAUCAAGGUACAAAUUUGUUUGAUUAUUGGGACGGCCACUCCUUGCCGUUGGUGGAAUCUCCCAUCUCCAAAAAGCAAUUAGUUGGUAUGUUUUCAUUUCCUGUGUGUACAUGUGCAUCUGAAUUUAAUUUUCACUUGAGCUGGUAUGUUAUUUAGAAUUAAUUUUCUUGGUACCAGUAGUUGUGAUAUGAUUGUGCAUGUAAGUUAUGGCUUUCUACAAGGUUAAGUGUAUGCUCACUGUGCAUUUAUUACAACAAUAAAAGUUGAUUCAUGUGGCUGCGUAGCAAGAGAAACACUCACAUAUACAAACCCCUUUAUAAUCUCACAGCCUAAAUGUUUUCAGGGUUGUCUUCUACAAAUACUAAAUUGCACUUUACAUAUGAGGAUCCACCAUUGCUUUACUUGAUUAUUAUCUGCAGAUCAAAUGAAAUUCAUUUCAUUGAACAUUGUGGUUACUUAUCAUUUGUUAGAGGUAAUAGGCCUGCAGUGUCAGUUCCUAAGGCAGUGUGUGGAUAAAUUAGCCAAAGGGGCUAGAGUAACUCAAGUUUUGUGUGUAGAAAGUUUCCAGGAGGACUUUUUCAAGUUAAAAAUUAUUUUAAGCCAGCACCUGAUGGUAAUUCCAAAUUCAGUUCUAAUUUUCUGUGUACUGCAUAUACUUCUAGGCAUUCUUGGAAUCCCUGAAGGUCAAAAGAUUGUCCUGUAUUUUCAAGAAUUGGUGGAAAAUGGUAAUUCUUAAGUAAUUCUGUCUUAUUCUCUUUGAAGCUUCAACAUCCUCCUCCUUCCUGCCCCACCAGGCAACCCCCUGUGCAUUUGAUCUUUUCAAGAUUGUUUUAAUAAAUUCCUGCCCCAAUGGCCAAAAUUAUGUUCAAAUUCCCCACCCAAGUACUGGAUUUGAUAAUCAGUUUGCCUGUAAUGGCAAAACCAGCACAUGACUUUCAACUCAUUGACUGAGCUCUAAAACUUACAGUCACUGUCAAAAUUAGUUGACACAUCAUGUGUGAAGAGUUAUAUGUUGGUGUAGAAUAACACUCCUGUUCUACCACACUCUAAAUCAUUAACAAGACCCCCUUCCCCAUGCUAUGUUGGCUAAAAGUUCAUGGAAUAUUAAUAUAUGAAUAUUUCAUAUUUAUAUUACUUUCAGGUGCAAUUGAGUGCUUCAGAAGAGAUAUGCUGUGUCUCAUACAACAUACACAUACAUCCAAUCAUGUGGAGGCAAAAUAUCAGGAUUUGCUUCUUGCUGUGAAAGUAGAGGUAGAUGUAUUAAACAGUAAGAUAAUGAUUGUAGCUACUUCAAUAGCAGCUGCACCCUUUCAGCAGCCAGUGUCAAACAAGCGCCCCUCUUGAAUAAGUGCCCCCCCCCCCAUCCUCCCUCACUUCCUUAAAUAGUAGGGAAACAAGGAAAACCUGCUUCUAUUGCCACUUUAUUUGUAACUUUUGAGCUUCAAUUUCAGCAAAAUCAGCACUAGAAAAUAACACGCACACCCCUUGAUUAAAUAAACACCUUGGCACUUAUUUGAGGAAAUGCCAUAUGGUAGAUUUAAAAUUCUUAUGUGGUUAAUUUUGAUGUAUUUUUCAGGAAAGUCUCAUUUUGUAUCAGAUGGGGGAUCUUGAAGGAUGCAAGCAUGCAGGUAAAGAUGUCUGUAUUCAGGCAAACAGGAACCAUUCAACAAACUAUAACGCACUUGUUGGAAGAGCAAAAAGUGUUGUCUCUGGGGUCUACAAGAUGGAAGAAAACUUUGAGAUGGCUGAAGAACUAUUGGAUUCCUCUACUGAGGUUUGUUGUGAAUCCUCUGUUUCAUAGUGUCUUUUAAAGUGUGAAACUUUUACAUUGUUGCAUUGUUAUGCAUACUCUCCAUACUGUUCCCCAUACCUUUCCUAAGGUACUGAGAAGGAGAAUUUGUUCGUCAAUCAAGAGUUUCUCUAUCUUGAGGCCAUUCUCUUUAAUCUUUCAACGCUAAUGUUUGAUUCAGGGGUGAUAUUGUAAGGAGAAAUUAGAUGUUAAUCUGUCUUUGGGGUUAAAGGGUUGAUGCUUUUGAUUCCUUAUAAAUGCAAAGGGCCCAAUUUGAGCUCUACUAAGGUUAUUCAGAGCCCUGUUGCUACAAUUUUUGAGUUAUUUUUUUAUGAAAAAAAAAAGCUCUAUUUACAUGUUAGCGUGUAGAGUGGUAUGUUGCUCGCACCAAUCAGAUCGCCGCAUUAGGGUAUGUAUGUUGCACCUAUCAGACUGCCGCAUUAGGGUAUGUAUCUCGCACCAAUCACAUCACAGCAUUUGGAUAUCAUGCACCAACCACAACGUUUGGGUAUUGUUUCUUGUAAAUGAUGUCAUGGAAUCAGGGGGCUGUGUACAAAGAAUCACAUCAACCAGAAAUUUUGGGCUCAUUUGAUAAGUGUUAUGAUUGCGGCCUUUGCAAGAGCCUCGUCGAGUAAGGUCGAGAUUUAUCAGGAUAUGAAAGGUUCGCAGUUAUUUUUAUUUAAUAAUUUUUAAGUAAAAACGUGUGCUUUCCGCUCCUUUUCUCACAAUGCACAGGCCAAACAAUUUACAUUCCAUUACGUAAUAUGAAAACAACGUCCAGAGUCCAAUCAGAACAUACCAAAUCAUUGCUCUACAUGAAAAUUAAGCAAUUUUUCACGUGCUUUAAUUGUAUCCUAACAAUCAAAUUCCCUUUUGCCACAUUAGACUUCGCUCUAUCACAUGCCAUUUCCUUGUAAACAACCUGCAUUGUAUCACGUAUGCUAACCGCAUUAUCCAACAGAGAGGAAGAGAGAGUAAGAGUUACUUUAUUUCAACUCGGGCUAAUAAGGCUGAUUAGGCCUCUAACAGUGCAUGCUAAUAUGUCAAGAAAAAGUAAAAUAAACUAACGAAAAAUUGAAAAAUUACUAAUGACUAACUUUCUAACUAAUUCAAGUAAGUAAACAAUCUUAACUCUUAAAAAUUAUAGCAGUGAGAAGAUCUUAAUAGACUGUACAUUGCAAAUGUAGCUCUCUUACAAAAUUCCCAAAUUCCCUAAGAAUUGUCGUUGAGCGUAGUUCAUCCGGUAAGGAAUUCCUCUCUCUGGCACCCAUGAAAGAUGAAGAUCUUAAGCCAAAGGUUGUAGUAUUCUUACGUGGGACCACGAGCUUCUUGGUCCCUUUUAGGUUUUUCACUUUUUUUCGUACAACAAACAAGUCUGACAACAAGCAAUGCUUAUACAUUCCGGUAACAUGCCGCUUACAGCUUUAAAAAUCAAUAUAGUAAUGUCCUGUUGUCGACGAUUGGAAAAAGUUAAACGGUAGUCAUCAUUACCAUAAAGGGGCGCCCGUUUGUUGUAGACCCACCUUAGAGCUCUUGCAUUAUGCCUUUCCAGCUUCUUAUUAUCAGACUCAUUACAAUUGAGCCAAAUAGCAGAACAAUAAGAGAAGUAAGACAUUAUGUACGAGUUGAUAAUAUAAAUUUGUUCUGUUGUCUCACGACAAAGUCACUAGAUGUAGAUCGCGACGUUUCCAUUGCUUACUGCAAGUCUUCUUCGGGCGAUGGGGUCGACUGGCUCCGGCACAGCAAUAUAUAUCAUGGUGGUCUGCUGCAAUUGGUGUAUUUUAUUUUUGCUCAGAAGUAUUGAGACAAUAGACUACAAAAUACCUGUGUGAAUGUAGGUAAAUUAUGUUUUUUCUCUUUCUCUUGAAGUGAAGUAAUGCGAUAUUUUCAAUCUUUGGAAAGUUAUGAAAACAUUAGGGAAAAAAGGGUGCCAUUUCGACCUACCCAGCCAAAAAGAUAACUCUUGCAUGCUACUCAUGCCUAUGUUUAAAGGAAGCUAGCAGUAGGGGGAAGGCUUGAGCAUUGCAAACUUUUUCGUUACUUGCAGCUGUUACAGGCAGUUGUUCCCAAUGAAGAGACUCCAAUCAACCGCACCAGGUUUGCUGCUCUGUUGUGCGAGAAGGAAGCUGUCAUGGGAAUCACCAAAUCAGAAGAAGAGAAGUUGGAGGAAUUCCUGAAGGAUGUUACACUGCGCUCCGGACACCGACUUGAAAGGAAUCAAAGCAGGAUUGCGAGGAGUCCCAGAAGAUUUCUUAUCAGGGCAAUACUCCACUACCUUCGCUCAAAAAAAGACAAAGCCACCAACCUUCAGACAGAUGUGUCCCAAAGGGCUUUAGCAAUAGCGGAUGAGUAUGCUCAACAGUUCAAGAGAGAUUUUCUGACCAAUUGUCCUAUGAGAGAUAGGGCAGGGUUUUAUAUUGCUUAUGGUGAUCUGCUAACAAGAAAAGGACAAUAUGAAGAAGGUUUGUACAGUUUUAAGUUUUACAUUCUCAAGAUACAUUACACGAUAUCAGUUCAAUGGUAAUUAUGGAAACUAAUAAUAAAAGACACCAUUACUGCAUAUACUGGUCAUGGAAGAAUAUUUAAGAAUAUUAUUUGUUACAGAGUAUUGCAAAUUUGAAUUUUGAGGGUGCAUCACAAUUUAUGAGACUUGAGUAACUUGAGACUUGAAAAAGACCCAAACUUAAAUUGGGCUUAUGUGACAUUGUUUGUAGUUGUUAGCCUUAUUGCUUUCAUGCCAAUGACUUAUUUCUUCAAUGACUGCAAUACUGGGGCCAGCCUGCCAUCUCUUAAGAUUUUAUUUUACCCUUGUUCAUUUUCUCGUAUGCACUUAAAAUACAUUGUACAUGUAAGCUGUGACUGAACCGAGAUUAAAAUUGAAAUUCACUGUAUCCAUGUCUGUAAUUAUGAUCUCUCCUGCGUAUGUGAUGUGAUAAGCCCAGUAUCUUCCAUUUGUUUUCUUUUCCAUCACUCUCUGACGCCUUUGUGGAUUUCUGUCUCAAGUUUGUUACCAUGAAAAGGACGUAAGACUGAUACCCAAAUGGUAUAGGCUCUCUCUUUUUUUCGCAACACAAAGUCCCAAGUCAAGCUAACGUUAUUGUGAUCAAGAAAUUAAGUAGAAUACAGGGAAACUAUGGUACACCGCCAAUCAGAGAGCAGGAUUAUAUACAAUCCGGUACAAAUGAACCAAUCAUGUGGCCGGAUUGGCAUCCAAAGAGAUUGCGUGACAUCAAAUCGCCAUCUUGGAAGCUUAUCCGAUUAUAUGAUUGGCUCAUUUGUAACACUUGGUACAAAUUAUCUUCCUUAAUUGGUUGUGUACAAUAGUGCCGCCGUAUACUACUGAAAUAAAGGAGAAUAUGAAUAGGAGAAAAUAAAGAGAUUAGUCUGUUUUCUGUCUGUAUUCUUGUUUCCAUCCACAGCCAUCCGUCUAGAGUCUAAGGCUUUGAGAAUAGCAGAAGAUCUUCAGCUGCAGAUAGAUAUAAACGGAGCACGUGACCGACUUCAGCAACUUGAUCGGCUGCCUAUGGAGCGAGAUGAGACUGGACGGAGGCGUCGUGACUUGGCCGACAGGGAAAUGGAGGAAUAUCACGGCUUCCAAGAACCAGGAUGUGAAGUUCUUCCAGGACUUCUUAUGGAACUCGAUAGGGCGAUGAAUUGAGGACCUAACAGAGACGGUAAGCUGCAACACUACACCAUCUCCCUUAUUCAAAAGCAUCGCGAACUGUCAUUCACUGUCUGAAGCUGGCUCCUGUCAGUAUUCUUAUAACAAUAAAUCUACAGUAGGGUGUCCUGUUGUUGUACCACGCUAAUUUUAUAGCUUAGGUUAACUUGAAUUCAACGUAUUAACGGAAGGAAUAUAGGGGAAAUGUUGGCCAGUCGUAUUUUUCUCUGUAGCUCUAGAGCGUAGGCAUUUAAAGCUGUAAGUUGUCGUUGAAAACUUUUUUCCUUUGUUGUAAAAAAGAUAGCGUUGGGGAGAGGAAAGUUACUGAGUCGCUGCCCGAUCAGCUCGAUCAGUAGAAUGCGAAAAGAAUGGGACGGAUUUUGACGCGUGAGCUGCCUUAUUGAUGAGGCUGUUAUUCUCGGAUACGGAUCUUCAUGAUAGACGGCAGUGGUUUGUAUGUUCACGACUAUAGUCAUUAGGAACACUGAAGAAGUCAGUGCUAAGGACUGGUCUUGUUUCGCCGGUUCGUGCCUCACAUACGGUUGACCUCAGCGCACCUUCUUAACUUCUAGGAAAAUGUUGCCGUUAUGUUAUGAAAUUACUGACUAUUGUACCGUAAUGAUUACAAAGGGACACAUGUAAUUCAGGUGGCAGUAUAGCAUAAACUAUUUUUUGUUAUCUCACAUUUUAUGAGAGGUAACGUAUUUUUACUUUACUGUCAGACAACUGUUACUUAAGUUGGUUGCAUUUUUUUUCGCGUCGAUGGAGAAUCUUGAACGUUCAUCCAUGUUUACGUUAUUACUUUGCUUUAAAAGUAUGUCAGAGAGAUUCAUGAAGAGGUGAAUACUUCUGUUGUAAGAAGAUUGUCUGGUUUCCAUGUACGGAAAUAAGUGUGUGAUUAAAAUUUACCUGGUUUAUUUUAACAUUUGUCCUGUUCCGUCC
Molecule: messenger RNA, 12222 nt
Organism: Pocillopora meandrina
Lineage: Eukaryota; Metazoa; Cnidaria; Anthozoa; Scleractinia; Pocilloporidae
Source: the annotation of a GenBank genome assembly